Molecule: messenger RNA, 1010 nt
Organism: Microplitis demolitor
Lineage: Eukaryota; Metazoa; Arthropoda; Insecta; Hymenoptera; Braconidae
Product: coenzyme Q-binding protein COQ10 homolog B, mitochondrial
Exons: 3
Coding region: 77-661 (194 amino acids)
Biological process (GO): cellular respiration; ubiquinone biosynthetic process
Cellular component (GO): mitochondrion
Molecular function (GO): ubiquinone binding
Source: RefSeq, a predicted model, not a curated record
AAAAGUCGUGAUUUCAUAUGAGAUUUUAAAUUUAUAUAAAUAUAAUAAUAUUUUGUUAUUGUUAUUUAUUUAUAAAAUGUAUAGUUACAGAAAUAUUUUUUCAAACAAGAAUUUAUUUUAUUGCACAAAAAAGAAACAACUGGAGUAUUUUAAAAAAUUUUAUUCGUCAAAUAAAGAUCGUACUAAAGAAUAUGAAGGUCGUAAAUUAAUUGGAUUUUCAAUGGAGAAAAUAUUUGACGUAGUGGCAGAUGUAAAAGAAUACAAAAAUUUUUUGCCAUUUUGUAAAAGGUCUGAUGUGUUUGCUCGUAAUGAAGACAGUUUACGCGCAAAUUUAGUCAUUGGAUUCCCACCGUUAUUAAAUGAAAGUUAUACCUCAUGCGUGACAAUGAAUCGUCCGUAUUUUGUUAAAGCCGAGUGUACAGACGGCAAAUUAUUUAAUCAUUUAAAUACACUGUGGAUAUUUAGUCCUGGUUUGAAAAAUAAUCCACAGACAUGUGUUAUUGAUUUUUCGUUAUCGUUUGAAUUUAAAUCAAUAUUACAUUCACAUUUGUCAAAUUUAGUCUUCAAUGAAAUCGUACGUCAAAUGGAAAAUGCUUUUAUCAAUGAAGCUCAGCGACGUUACGGUAAACCUUGUAUAAAAGCUGUUAGAUUAGAGAGAUAAUGUAAAAAAAUAUAUAAAUCGCGUUACUAAUUCCAAAAGGACAUAUUUUUAUUUGCCUUUUUUACCUUUGGGGAUUUUCAGUAGAGUAAUUUUAGAGUAAAUAAUUUUAAAAUCCUAAAGGGCGCGUGAUUUAAAUUUUAUACCCUUUUGGCGGUAAAAUUUGUUUUUAAAUUUUGAAUUUUAAAUGAGACAAAAUUAUAUGUAAUAAAAAAAAAAAUUAUAUAUCCUUUAGAGUCAAGGAAUUUCUCUGGUCAGAGGUUAAAUAAAAAUAUGAGCUUAUGGAAUUAGAAACUUGACAUAUAUUUAAAUAAUGACAUGAAUUAUAAAUAAUAAAAUAAAUAAAAAUAAA